AUCGGCAUGGAGGACGCAUCGUCGCAGUACUACGAGGCCGCAAAUGCUCUGGCGAGUCUCACUGGGCUCGAUAGCCUGCCUCGGAACAGCGCUAGGUACAUCACAGCGUAUUCCACUCUGUUGUCCCUGAGGACGUUUCCUCACUCGCAGCUCAAGCGAAUGGUCGCUGCUGCCAUUCCCAAGCACUUCAAGCUGUUUCCGGCAGAGAUCCAGGAGGCAGCCGUCAAUGCGCACCUGGAUCUGUGCGAAGACGAUGAUACAAAAGUCCGACUCGAUGCAAUGCGGUACUUGUCGCUGUUCGCCAAAGACACCCCGAACUACAUCGACCGGAUCGCCGACGUCUUGGUCCAGUUGUUACAGAGCGAAUCGCCAGACGAACUACAAGCUGUCAAAGUCGGACUCGGAUGUAUCUGGAAGCAGAGUUCCAUAGCUGUCGCCAAAAAGCUGAGAACUCACUUUCAGACCGGCAGCGUUGAGCUUCGGAGUGGAAGCCUGGGCUUCCUCCAAACCGAGAUUCUGGAUAAAGCAAACACGUAUCUGGAGUCAUCCGAGUCCCUGGACUGUCUUCUUGAGCUGCUACGAGCGAUCUCAUCGAUGGAGACUCUCGGGGGCCACGCUGAGAGUAUCAGGUCGAUUGUGAUGCGGCUCCAAGAUAUCUGCUCAGUAGGGCCUCGAAUCGGCGAUAUAUGGAUUGACCUUGAAGCCGGAAUUCUACGGAGCGCACCCUUUGAUUUCCGCGACGAUGCCGGGAUUCGACGACUCAUGGAAAUUGGCAAAGUUGCCCACUUGCAUUUGAAACGCGGAGCCUCGUCGCCGUCGUUGCUGCUGUAUCUUGUCGAUUCACUGGUCGAGCAGCACACAAAACUGGCAGCCCGGCAUCAGGUUCAGCUCAUCAAGCUCUCCGUUGACCUCCUUGCCGAGUCGAUCCUCCGAUCCGAGCCAUCAGCUCUGCUCAGGCUCUAUACCAUGAUCCAAAAGCUAUUCACGGAGGCCAAGGUGGAGAUGUCUCCGAGUGCCUUAGCGACAGGAAAAUUCGAGGCGCUGCUCUACGGGCUCUAUCUGCUGGAAAAGAUGAACCCAAAUUUACACGCGCGAGGCGCUGAGUUUUCCGAAAGGAUUAGAUUGGUCAAGAUGCAUUGCGCUGGCGCUGCCCAAGAAGCUCCGGAAAAGCUACAGCGGUCUGCUUGCAACACCGUGCGACUAAUCCAAUUCUUCGAAGCCCCCAUUGGAUCGAAGGUCGAUGUCCAGCUGACGCCGUCCUGGCAUCGGAUUCCAGUGCCGAUCGCUGAAACUCAGCCCAGCAAAUUUACAGUCGCUCCAGAGGCACAAUUACCCGCUCAUGUUGACUCAAACAGCCCCAAUAGGCCACAUUCGACGCAAGAGCCAUCAAAACUGCCAUCUCGUACGGCUGGGCAUCGUCCUGCUCAAGCCUCAACACCCGAGCUUGCGAACACAGCGCAGCCACCGGCUUCUACGAUAUUGGUUUCCGCCCAAUCUCUGCGCAUUUGCGUCGAUGCUGAUCGCCCAGGCAGCGCGGGCGCGCAGCCCACAAGAAAACGCACAGUUAUCAUGGAGCAAGACGAAAGCUUCGUCAGUAGCACGGGGCUGUCCGUGCAGCGCAAGCGUAUCCGGAGUACAGAUUCAGCACCCAGCCAGACCAACGUGGACAGAGGCGACGGGGCUCGAAAACGGACCAAACUCGACAUAGGCUCAGAUGGUUUGGAUGGCCUGUCGCUAACCAAGCCUCCGACACAAAUAGUUCGCUGCUCUCUGGAUCCGAUCCUUGAGAGUCGGCCCACGGGCCAGAGGCACCAUGUGAAGUAUCCAAACGAAGCCCGUGAUGGCAGCUACAUCGAUGUCGCUGCCCAGACGGCUCAGCGGUCCCCGAAGUGUAUUGUAGACUUAAGCUCCGGAGAUCGCCAAAGUACUUCACUGCGCAUAUCCACGACCUCCACGACACAGCCCGGACUCUCUCCUCAGGGAUUAGCGAGAAGCCAUCAAGGUGUAUCGCGCAACAUGGAUCUCUCGCGACGGGAUAGCUUCACAAAACCUGAUAACAGCCUCUCCACGCCUGCUCUGAUGAGCUUUGGCGGCCUCGUUAACGCCCAAGCCACCACCACACGCAACCUCCCCGAGCCUCCGAAUGAGGGCAAAUCGGCAUCGUCGCAGCCAAUAGGACUCUCCAUCGUUGGAACAGGGCCUCCUCUCUCCGAAACAGGUGCACUCCGAUCACAAACUGACACGCAAGCCAAGUCGAGCCGUGUCAAGAUUGUCCGGCAGGUCAAAACCGAAGCGGCGGUCCCUGAUAUCCGGCCGCAGACGGCAGAUGAAUCUCUGCAAAGGCCGAUGAGUUAUCUGCAGCGUCCGUCCUCCAGACUCCUGUUCCACCAGGCGCUCAGUCGCCUCACGCAGAACAAGUAGUUUCUGUGAAUGGCACCCGCCCUUGGGGCUUGAGUCUCGAAACUCGUCGCGCUGCUGGUCGAGAGAUCAGUGGAUAUGAACUGGUAUUGUCUGCUGAAUAUAGGUCCAUAACUGUGGGUGAUACGUUGACGUCGAUUUUGUGUAUUACAGCCGAUCCAGAAAGAAACGGGAUACCCUGGUUUUGGUCAUUGACCGAAUAAUUUGCUAUCCAAUACCAUCGCACCCUGGCCAUAUUCAGUGUCCAAGAGCACCAUUCACCGCUGGCACUGCGUCAUGGCGACAGGGCAAGGGCUAUGCACCCAGUCCCAGGAGGCAGCGGUUUGCUCGGUACUUUGAGCAGUGCAUGUCGAU
Messenger RNA from Polychytrium aggregatum, 2772 nucleotides. Its product is annotated as apoptosis inhibitory protein 5-domain-containing protein. The transcript has 11 exons. Gene Ontology annotation, cellular component: nucleus. The record is from RefSeq and is a predicted model, not a curated record. Gene Ontology annotation, biological process: negative regulation of apoptotic process. NCBI's taxonomy places the organism in Eukaryota, Fungi, Chytridiomycota, Chytridiomycetes, Polychytriales. Gene Ontology annotation, molecular function: RNA binding. Bases 7 to 2421 code for a protein of 804 amino acids.